This is a messenger RNA of Punica granatum (pomegranate), 2152 nucleotides long. The record is from RefSeq and is a predicted model, not a curated record. Lineage: Eukaryota; Viridiplantae; Streptophyta; Magnoliopsida; Myrtales; Lythraceae.
GCUUCCGGGGAUCCCGUGGCUGCCGCUCUCACGACUGCUCCGCCUCCUCUCUCUCUCUCUCUCUCUCUCUCUAUCUCUAUCUCGUUCUCGGCCGUCUCUGCUCGGCACUGGCGACUCCGUCCGCCUUUGCAGCAGUUGAGUUUGGUUGGGCCACUGAAGGUGUUUUAGUGCUAAUCCCCACCAAGGCCUAUUGUAUGCUGGCUGCUCUGUAGAGUUGAGAAUGGAGCAGAGACUGGCUAAUACGUGGCGGUUGACGGUGAACGAGAAGAAGUUCAUUGAGACUGCCCUGCUCUCAGGCCUCCGAACCGAUGGCAGGAAUCUCUACGACUACCGUAAAUUGACUAUCAACUUCGGCAGGGAAGACGGUUCAGCUGAGGUUCACCUUGGACAGACGCGUGUAAUGGGUUUUGUGACUUCCCAGCUAGUUCAGCCCUACCGAGAUAGGCCUAACGAAGGGACCCUUUCGAUCUUCACCGAAUUCUCCCCAAUGGCUGAUCCUUCGUUCGAGCCAGGUCGACCAGGGGAGUCAGCGGUGGAGUUGGGCCGAGUAAUAGAUCGUGGCCUGAGGGAAAGUAGAGCAGUGGAUACAGAAUCUUUAUGUGUAAUCGCUGGGAAGUUAGUAUGGGCCAUCCGCAUAGAUCUCCACAUUCUAGAUAAUGGGGGUAAUCUUGUUGAUGCUGCUAAUAUUGCUGCUUUGGCUGCAUUAUCAACAUUCCGGAGACCUGAAUGCUCAUUAGGAGGAGAAGAUGGUCAAGAAGUAAUAGUCCAUCCACCGGAGGCUAGGGAGCCUCUUCCUCUCACGAUACAUCAUAUUCCUGUAGCAGUAACCUUCGCAUUAUUAAGCAAUGAGAGCAUUGUGGUAUUAGACCCAACCCACCAUGAAGAAGCUGUUAUGGGAGGAAGAAUGACAGCUACUCUAAAUACACAUGGAGACAUUUGUGCUAUACAGAAGGCUGGAGGAGAGGGCGUCCCACAAAGUGUCAUCAUGCAAUGCAUGCGAAUUGCUGCCGCUAAAGCUGCUGAUAUAACAUCCAAGAUAAAGGAUGCUGUGGAAGCAUACAAUACAGAGAGAGCGCUUCGCAAGAUUAAACGCCACUCAGUGCCUAAUGUCAGUGGAGCUGCUGCUAAAGUAGGGGAAAGUAAGAACGUUUCACUUGAUGAGAAGGAUGUUGAUGAUCUCUCGGGGCAUCAGAUGGCUAAAAUUGCUCAACUUAAGCUCAAGGCAGAGGAAAGCAAUGCCCAUCAAAGUGAUAGUGUCGGAGGGAACACCGGAGUGGGAUCAUCUGCGAAAGAAGGAAUUACCAGUAGAGGUGGCAACUCGAAGAAUUUUGUUGGAGGCCCAUCAAGUUGGGAUCCAUACUCCAAGGGUGUUGAUCCAGAUCUCUUGAAAUCUUCUCUCGCAUCACGUGGAGUGUCAGUGACCAGUAAAAAGCAGGAUGACUUAAGCGAGGAGAAGCAGCUCAUCGCUGAGGAUAAAGCACAAGUAGCUCCCAGUGAUAGCAGCCCAGCUUCUUCUGUUAUCGAAUCAUCCAAAAGUGGACCACCGGCUGAGAGGGAGAAGACACUGAAGGAUGCAGUGAAGCCGAAGCACAAGAGGAAAAAGAGGAAUUCCGCUUCCAUAGAUGGAAGCUAGUUUUGCCUUUGCAAUGCAUGACUUCAGAUUUCCAGGUAUUGAAACUUUUGAGAGGGUUUUUGACUGAGUUGUGAAGGCUCGACUUACCUCUCGAUGCCCUUGGGACAUGAGGCGGAAAUGGACACUGGGAAAUUUCUGUGGCGUGGUUUUGCCAGGACUCAUCUUUGAUCCAGGUGACUUUACAACAUGCACGCAAGAUUGUGUGGAACAAUCAUGUGUGCCUUCACACAAGGUAAGUUUGGUUGCUGAAAGGAGAAAUAGUGUUUUUUCUUGAGCACCAUUUCGGGCUUAGGAUAGUGAAGAACGUAGGGUUAGUCGAAACUGAACCGUGCAUUCACUUUUGAAGAUUUUUUUUCUUUUUUAGGUUGAAGAAUAUAUGUCUAGUUAUUUCUUAUCGCUGCUUGUGGCUUUUGGCUCUCUUUCCUCCUGAAGACGUUGAAGCAGACUGUGACUGGAAAUUCUGAACAUGAAAACAUUAUUGGAAUUCAAAUGUGGCUGUGAUACAUGUUUAUCGUAGCA